This is a messenger RNA of Polychytrium aggregatum, 1956 nucleotides long. RefSeq lists its product as uncharacterized. The record is from RefSeq and is a predicted model, not a curated record. Gene Ontology annotation, molecular function: protein binding. Bases 1 to 1956 code for a protein of 651 amino acids. NCBI's taxonomy places the organism in Eukaryota, Fungi, Chytridiomycota, Chytridiomycetes, Polychytriales. The transcript is spliced from 5 exons.
AUGGACGGUGAAAUGCACGAGGGCAGCCCAAAGGACUUUACAUCGCACCUGAUGAAGGUCCAGCCAGACUUCCAGAAACAAGAGCCAUGGAUUGACGAGACCAUUCACCGUCGCGGCCACAAGGUUAUCUUUCUCCCCAAGUUCCACUGCGAGCUGAACUUCAUCGAACGAUUUUGGUGCGACGCCAAGCGAUACACCAAAGAUAUGUGCUUCAACAGUUUCCAAAAUCUCCUUCACCUUCUCGCACCAUAUGGCCCACACGACUGCGUGAUUUUUGCGCUGGGUCGCGACAUCACAGGAAUCGUCCACGUGACCACGGAUCUGGUUGGAUUCGAUUCGAUUCGAACCAAAUGGGAGAAGGCUGUCUCCCCGUUCAACAUGGCAAGCAUGAACGAGCCUGCUUCAAACACGGCAUCAUCUGCCACCCACCAAAGCCAAGCUGAAGCCAGAACAACCUCGUCGAUUCCCGAUAUCACCCAACUCUCACUCGAACCCAACCCAGACAUCUUCACCAUCGUCUGCUGCAACGACAGCUUCCAGCUUGCGAUUGAUCACAGCACCAUCAAGACCCUCCUCCGAGCGUGCAAACGCGCCCGUCCUCUCCUGAGCUUCAGGUUACCUCGCUUCCACACCUGGUGCCAGAAUGCAGGACUGUGUCAUCCAGACGGACAGAUAAAGUUCGGCCUCACACCGAGCGACCAGAUUGCCAUCUCGCUGCACUGUGAUGAUCAAGAGACAGCUGAUCGAUCCUGGCUCGUUGCUCAGGCAGAGCAUGGCAAUGCUGCCGCAUCAUAUUUCCUGGCAAGGAUCCUUCAAAUCGAGGUUGAAGGGCAACCCUACAUGGAACGGUCCACUCAGCAAUCCAUCAAGCAGCGAAUCUUCCACCAUUUAGAGAGUGCCGCCGAAGCCCAACAUCCGAUGGCACAGUUUCGCCUGGCCGAGUGCUAUCUCAACGGAAUUGAAGUCGACAAAGAUCACACCAAGGCCGCGGAGCUAUACCGUGGUCCUGCAGAUCGUGGAAUCCCUCAGGCCCAAGUUGCCCUCGGCCGAUGCUAUGAGACCGGCGAAGGUGUCGAACAAAGCUACGACACGGCCAUCGAGUGGUAUUCCAAGGCCGCAGAUCAAGGCAGCGAAGACGGUCGACUCCACAUCGUGUUCCUCCGAGGAUGGUUCUCGUUCAUCGGCCAUGGUGUCGAACAGAGCGAUGAAACUGCCUUCAACUACUGGCAUGAAGUCAGCACCCAAUCCACCGACCCAGUCAUCAAAUCCAUCGCCACCCACAUGGUCGGUUGGAUGCACUACCUCGGCCGGGGUAUCACGCAGGACAAGCAGGAAGGCGUCAGGAUCAUCCGAGAUAACCAAUCGGAUGAGUUCGGCCUUGGGGAAGCCGAGUGUCUGGCAUAUUGGAGUUCGAUCUCAUCCAACUCACCCGCAGCCUGCAAGUUCUUCCAGGUUUGCCAGCUGGGAUCGGACCGUGACUGGCUCUGCAGGCAUUUGAUGGCUGUGUGUGUGUUCCAUGGAUUCGGAACCACCGAGGACAAGAAGAAGGCAAUCGGCAUAUUCGAGCAGCUCGCCAACGAAGGCCACAGUGACAGUCAGUUGUGGAUCGGAAUUUGCUACUGCUUUGGCAGGGGAGUAUCGAGGAACUACGAGAAGGCACUCGAGUGGCUCUUCAAGUCGGCCAGCCAAGGCAAUUCUUAUGGGCAGUGGAGGGUUGGUAAUUGCUACUACUACGGAUACGGAGUUACCGGGGACGAACGCAAGGCAGUCGAGUGGUUCCUCAAGUCGGCCGAACAGGGCAAUCGAUACGGUCAGUUUUGGCUCGGCUAUUGCUACCAAUAUGGCCGUGGUGUCCCCCGGGACAUCGACACCGCCGUCUUCUGGUAUCGCAAAUCCGCCGACCAGGGAUGGCAAGAUGCCAUCGACAACCUCAAGGCACUCGGCAAGUGGCCCUGA